This is a messenger RNA of Cladophialophora yegresii CBS 114405, 603 nucleotides long. RefSeq lists its product as uncharacterized. The record is from RefSeq and is a predicted model, not a curated record. Bases 1 to 603 code for a protein of 200 amino acids. Gene Ontology annotation, cellular component: endosome; retromer complex. The transcript has 4 exons. Gene Ontology annotation, biological process: intracellular protein transport; retrograde transport, endosome to Golgi. NCBI's taxonomy places the organism in Eukaryota, Fungi, Ascomycota, Eurotiomycetes, Chaetothyriales, Herpotrichiellaceae.
AUGGCCUCAAGGUUGGUGCUGGUCAUUGGUGACCUCUUUGUUCCAGAUCGGGCACCGGAGAUUCCAGCCAAGUUCCGCAAGCUUCUCGCGCCGGGAAAGAUCGGCCAAGUGGUGUGCUUAGGCAACAUCACAGACAAAGAGACAUAUGAUUUUCUCCGCCAGACAGCGCCAGAUCUACACAUUGUCAAGGGUGACUUCGAUACAGAGGCGUCGAGUCUAGCACUGUCAAAAGUGGUCCAACAUGGAGGACUCCGUAUCGGUUUCACACAUGGCCACACCGUAGUACCGUCUGGCGAUGCCGACGCCCUGCUGAUCGCAGCUCGGCAAAUGGAUGUCGAUGUUCUGCUAUGGGGAGGCACCCACAAGUUCGAAGCGUAUGAACUGGAAGGGAAAUUCUUCGUCAAUCCAGGUAGCGCGACAGGCGCAUUCAGCACGAGCUGGUUAGCCAUCGACGAGGAGCCGAUCCCAAGCUUCUGCUUGAUGGACAUACAAGGAGAUGUCUUGGUAUUGUACGUCUACCAGCUGCGAAAGGAUGAAAACGGAAACGAGAACGUCGCAGUAGAGAAAGUGUCUUUCAGAAAGCCUGCGCCGGUCGAAUCAUAA